This is a messenger RNA of Monomorium pharaonis (pharaoh ant), 5656 nucleotides long. RefSeq lists its product as uncharacterized. The coding region runs from base 1974 to 2450 and encodes 158 amino acids. The transcript has a single exon. The record is from RefSeq and is a predicted model, not a curated record. Lineage: Eukaryota; Metazoa; Arthropoda; Insecta; Hymenoptera; Formicidae.
UUUGAGGUGUUAUUUUUUAGGUUUAAAUCUAAAGUAUUUUUUGCAAUAAUUUUAUUAGUGUUUUAAGAUACUUAUGAGCAUUAAAAUUAUUAAAUUGCUUGUCAAUUAAAAAAUGUGAUAUAACAUAUUCUCAGUUUAAGUUGUCCCAAGAUCUACAUGGUGUACACACAUUGGAAGUAAAAAUUUACAUAGAAAUUAUUAUGUUUCAAUACAGACAAGAUAUAAACUCUUUUACCUUUAUAUUUAAUAAGUGUAAUAUUGUCGUAAUUUUCACUUUCUUUGAAUCGUCCUGCAUUGAUCUUGACUAAGAUGAAGUCUUAUUGAAAGCUCUUAUGGAUAUUUUCUAAAGCGUACGCUUUGUUCGUCUAUUCGCUGUUACGACGGGAUAUCUUUAAACUGUUCCGCAUUGAUCUUGAGUAGGACGAGAUCUUAUUGAGGGCUCCUAUGAAUGUCCUCUAGAAAGUGCGCUUUGGUCGUCUAUGCGCUGUUACGAUCAAAUAUCUUUAAAUCGUCCUGCAUUGAUCUUGAAUAGGAUAAUGUCUUAUUGAGAGCUCCUAUGGAUUUUCUCUAAAUCGUGCGCUGUUACGACGGGAUAUCUUUAAACUGUCCUACAUUGAUUUUGAGUAAGACGAGAUCUUAUUGAGAGCUCCUAUGGAUGUUCUCUAGGAAGUGUGCUUUGGUCAUCUAUAUGCUGUUACGACAAGAUAUCUUUAAAUCGUCCUGCAUUGAUCUUGAAUAAAACGAGAUCUUACUGAAAGCUCCUAUGGAUGUCUUCUAGAGAGUGCGUUUUGCUCGUCUACGCGUUGUUACAACGGAAUAUCGUUAAACCAUCCUGCAUUGAUCUUGAAUAGGAUGAGGUUUUACUGAUAGCUUUAUGGACAACCACAAGACGUUUUAUCUUGCCAGGACAAAAAUGGGAUAAUAUCGAGAUGAUCAAUUUCUGUGUGGGAAGUAACACAUGUAACAUGUUACUUUAACUAUAAUAAUGUUAAUGUAACAUAUAUAACGUGUUACAAUAACAUAUUGUAUGUUAUGUAAUAUGAUAAUAAUAUUAUUUUACACGUUAUAUACAUUAAUUUAAUAUAUUAUAUAUGUUAAAUAAUAAUUAAUUUAGAAAUACUGAAAAAAAUUUUUUAAAUUGCAUAUAUAGAUUGUUCGUGGAUCAUCGCUAAAAAUUUGGUGUGUAUAUUAUUAGACUAAUUAGUCCAAUAUUAUAAUAUAUAAGAAUGCAAUCGUACUUGGUUUUCUGUUCUUGGCAAGCCGCUUUUAUUCACUCAAUGGGUGAAUCUUUUUCACGAGAAAUGCGCCAUCUUGGGGUAGAUAGUGAAGCCCCUAGAAAUAAAAUGGUUCUUGUUAAAACCUAAUUAUAGAGUGAACUCAACAUUUUUUUUCUGUCAAUUUUAACAGAUAAAUCCUAACGCUAAUAAUAAGGAACAUAUUUAUUGUGUAAAAUUAAAAGUACUUGUACGUUGUGUUACUUUUACACUUUUUUUUAGUUGUUCUAAUAAUUUAACACUUUAUUUAACACAGCAGCAACAUAUUAAAGUAACAAGCAAAUCUGUUAAAUUUUGAAAUAAAAAUUUUAAUUAGGAUAUUUUUUAACAAGAAAACACAAAAUUUUUUACUAUGUACAAUUUUAAAUAAUGCAAAUAAUAUUAAAAUAAUGCUGUAUUAAUAAAAACCGAUGAUAAGAGAUAUGUUGACACUUUCGGCGGUUCUAGUAGGGUAUACAACCUAAACAGUUUUAAUAGCAAAGAAAGUACAACAACAACAUAUAUUUUGCCUAUCAUAAAUGAAUCCGGUCUGGUCCGUUUCAGGAAACAUUAUCGAAGAGCUUCAGACUCCCUGGAUUGCCAGCACGUAAUGAGCAACGAUCCUAUUCCAGCCUGUCGCGUUCCCAACAACGCACCAUCGGUGCUUACGGCUCAAGGAUAGCGGGGACCGAUGGAGGAUCCGGCAUAAUUGUCGACAGCAUGGAAGGUUCAGGAAAUUCCGUGGAAGAGAGCCAAAGACAGCCCAUAAAUAAUCCAGAAAAUCUACCGGCGUCCACCAACGUUCAGGAUAUAACAAACGAACAAGCUCGAACAAACUCGGUGCAAAGUGGACACACUAAAGAAACGAAGAAUAACAACGACGUCUCGCCGACGAAAAAAAACUCUCGGUCGCUAAUCAGCGGACAUCGCAAGAAUCGAUCGCUUCGCAAAAAUCAGGAAACUUCGUGGACCAAGAGAACAAGGUACAAGAAUGUACAAAACGCAUCCAGCAUCGACAGUUCCGAAAAGAAAUGGUGGAGGUUCCUAAAGUGGUUGCCCGGUUUGAAGACUCUCAGGUUUCCCAGGGGUUCGACCGUGCCCGAAGAUCGCGUGUUCGACGAGACUGGGAAUCCCCGCGAAGAGCUGUCAAUGACGAUGUGGAACAUUCGCGAUAGCAACGAACAACGACCCGUGUAGAACAUAUUUGCGAGUGUUUUUGCGAUUUGAAAUAUUCGAGAAGACUGAUUUUUUUGUUGGUUUUUGCAUUUAUUGUAAUGACAAUGCAAAAUCUUAUUACUUAACGAUAUAGAGAUAAUAAUGACGGCGCUUGAUGUAUCCGAAAACGAAAUUAUUUAAGGGAUAUGUACACGAAAAAAUUUCAUAGAAUGAAAUAUUGUUGAAAUAAAUAAAACACAAGUAUAAAAAAGAAUAAAAUUUAAGCCUGCGCUUUAAGUGUGAUUCGCAUUUUAAGUAAAAAAAAUCAUGAUUUAAAAGUUAAACUGAAUUCCAUUUGAGUGAAAGAAUAUCCUUUUUUAGUAGAUCAGUGGUUUAACAUUAAACAUAAUUUAUUAUAACAAAUUUAAUUCUACGUUUUUGAACGAGAAAUUUUAUUAGUUAAAGUUAUUAUAAAGUCAACAUAAAGUAAUUCAUAAUUUAUUGUACAGCUUUAGGGCCCCCGCACAGAUUUUUGCAUAACGCAUAGUGCCUGACGCGUAAGAAAAUUAAUCAAUCAGUCAUCUAUUUUCCUUCCCAGGAUAGAAAUAAAGACCUCUGAUUGGUUAAUUCUCUUAUGCAUUAUACAUUUCAUGUUAUGCAGAAGUCAGUGAGAGGGCGCUUAAAGUGCGGUUGUUUUACUCUGGAACGGAAAAGACUGAUUCACUAUUUGCAGAAUAAAAUUCCUAUACAAUAUUCUCAAAAUACAUUUUAUUUACUUUUACUUUGAAAUCCUUUUUUAAGCGCUUUAAAAAAUUAUUUUAUUAAAAGAACAUAUGAAGAACUUGAUAAUGUUGUAUUUUUAGUUUAUUUUGUGUUUUAUUAUUUAUAAAAAAUAUUACUUCCCCCAUCUGAUGGCAGCGUACUGUUAGCUGGGUUGUUUUAAUAUAAUAAUACGUACUACUACUGUAAAGUGGAUUGUUGCGCGACUUCUUGCUUUACUCUGAACUAGAGCUAGUGAGAUAGAACUGAUACUGCAUAGGGCCGCGUUACGUAAACUUCUUUAAAAAUCUGAAUUCACUUUUAGCUAAAUUCAUUCAAAUUAAAAUAAUAAUUUCUUUUUUAAAGUAAUUAUCGCAAUUACUCUAGAAUAUUAGUAAUUAAAUUAUUUUGACUAGACCAUUCUUAAGACCAAUCUUUUUCAAGAUCGUCUUAAAUACAAUCUCAAAAUGUUAAUACGCCUCUGUGAUUGAUUCAUGAUGUCUUAACCUAUUAAGACCUAAGCGGACAGUUUUCUGUAACUUUUUUCAAAUAAUUUGUUGAAAUUUAUUUUAUGGGGGUUUUUGGGUUUGAAUAUUUUGAUGCUAUCUUGGGUUCGAAUAUUUUGAUGUCAAAUUCAUAAUUAGCGACUCCCCACAUAAUAAUUUUCAGUAAAUUUGAUUGACUUCAAACAUUUUCAACCGCCAUAUUAGAUUUGCCAUCUUGAAUUUGACAUGUCUGAUAACGGAAUCACAAUCAGUGACCCAAAAAACUUCUAAAAAACAAUUUGGAUGAUGAAGCGAUUGAAAGAAAUAUUUACAUUAUGGAGAUCAAAGAUUUCAUAGUUUUUCCCUCUUCUAACCGCCAUAUUGAAUGUUGCCAUCUUGAAUUAAAAUAUACACGUCCAUUUGAAAGUCCAUGGUCUAUGGCCGCAAGAUUUUCACUUCUAAAGGUGCAAUUUCAUGCAAGCGAAGAAAAGCUGGCGUUUACCAUCUCUUCUUCGAUUUUCGACAAUAUGACUGUAUCAGCAACAACACGUUGCGCGUUGAAAGUUCGACGUAGGCUACGGUCCACUUGACGCUACAAAGGUUUCGAAGCAUUCUUUGAUGAUUGGUCAAUUUGUAAAAAUCUUUGUUUCGAUUGGUCAAUCAAACGCUUCAAAGCAUUUGUAGCGUCAAGUAGACCGCAGCCUUAAUCCAACUAUCAGCUAAGCACGCCAAACAUAUAAGCGAUAUAAAAUUAACGUCAUGAUGGAACGGGUAAAAUAAUAAAAUAUAUUUUGAAUAAAAUAAAAAUGGAAAAAUGUUAAUUUUUAAUAGAAUAUAAAAAUAUUGAAACAAAAUUGACAUAUGUCAUAGUAUAUACAUGAUAACAAAAUAUAUGUAUAGGUUAGAUUGAUUUCUUAUUUAUAUUUAGAAUGAUUUAUUUAAUAGUGUUCUUUUGUAUUUCUUGUAAGAAACUUUAUAAAUGUCGUACACCUGCGGUGUGUGCAAAACAAUUUGUAAUGAACAAGAAAUGUCUUUCCAUUUAUGUGUAGAGGGUUACAAUUACUGGCAAAUAGAUAAAAAUUCAUAUUUUUAUCAUAUUUAUAUUUUCAUCAUAUUUUUUUAUUUAUAUUUUAUACUUUUUUUUGUUGUAUUAAAUGCAUAGUUGCAAUUACGGCAGCUGCACGUCGUCUUCUAAUCUCUGCUCCAACUGUAGCUCUUACGUAUUCCUUCAUAUUUUCGAAACUGUUUCAAAUUUAAGCCAACGAAGAAACGCUCCAUGAAAAAGUAGGAGGCGAUAGUUUUUAGUAUUUCAAUGCUAAAAUUUCGUUGCGAUGGAGUGGGGGUAAACGCCAGCUUUUCUUCGCUCGCAUGAAAUUGCAUCUUAAGAGAUAUGUCCAUCCGUUUUCCAUGUGUAAAUAUUAAUUGAAAAAAAAAAUUUAGUGAAAAAUCAAUUUUUUUUUGCAAAUAAAUUAACAUAAUUUGUCCAAAUCGCAUUAAAAAAAAUUCUGACUACGGAUAUUAAAAGUUCAGAAAAUUUUACAUAAGAAAAAGUUGGUGUAAAAUUUUUUGAGGAUUAGAUUCAUAGUAUAAAAUAUCUGAAAAGGUUACAGCUGAAAAAGGUUACAGAAAACUGUCCACUUGGGCCUUAAUGGGUUAAGGCUGCGUUCCGAAAUUUACUGCCAGUACUGAAAAUGUAUAGUACAUGUAACACGAACUAUAGAGUUUCAUUACUGGCAGUGAAUUUCGGAACGCAGCCUGAGAUUGUAUUUAAAAUGAGAUUGUAUUUAAUGUCUUAAGAUGCUAAUAUGGCUCUGUGAUUGGCUGAUGGCAUUUUAAGACGGUACUUAAGACGAUCUCAAAUAUAAGACCCGACUAUGAAUACUGGCCUAAGACGACUUAGUUUGUUUUUAAAUAUAAAGACACAUUAUGAAUACUAGCCUAUGAGUUUAGAGAGACAGAACAAGAAGUGAUAUAACUUUAUAAAUUUUUUUCUAGAAAAAAAAA